Molecule: messenger RNA, 3396 nt
Organism: Myzus persicae (green peach aphid)
Lineage: Eukaryota; Metazoa; Arthropoda; Insecta; Hemiptera; Aphididae
Gene: lost
Exons: 9
Coding region: 290-3157 (955 amino acids)
Cellular component (GO): cytoplasm
Source: RefSeq, a predicted model, not a curated record
GUUCGAUCACUGAUCACUCCGAAGUCCGAUGCUCGCCGCGAACCCGUCUCGACCAAACGACGCCGCGCCACGGAGACACAGAGACCGCAGUCCGCCAGUCGCCAACGACACGACAGUCAACGAUUCACCCGUCGUCGGAGGAGGGCGAGAACAGCGUUGUAAUAUUCUUUUCGUUCGGUAACUCUCCACUCCUCCCGUCCAUCACGCCAGCGUUUUUCCGCCGCACGUAACGCCGCCGGCGACGUCCAACGGCGCACACAUUUAUCUGGUUACCUUUGGCCGGCACACCAUGGGCAACUCCCAUCUACAACAAUUUCCUAACGAAGGUUUACAAUUAAGAAAUCCGCCUAGCCCAAAACUAGUAGUUUCUGGAAACAUGAGUCAACAAAAAACUACAACUGGUUCUCCGAAGAGCCCUAAGUCCUCUGAUGAUAAUUCCAAAUCUGAAAGUGCUUCAUCAAGCCCUUCCAAAUCUGGACGUUCCCCAUCUUCAACUAAAUCAAGCCCAGGAAGUAAUAAAUCACCUAGCCUUGCUGAACGACUUGCUCAAUCAAAUAAGGCUAAACUUAAUCAAUCAUUGAGGAGCCCCGUGUCUAAAUCACCACCAACAAGUCCCACUGUUUCUGCUUCUCCUAAAACUGAAGUAACCAAAGAAUGUAAUGACAGUAAAUCUGAUGGAACCGAUACAAACAAAGUUAAUGGCUCUGUUGAUUUGAAAAUGGAAAAUACUGAACUUUCUAAUGAGCAACAUUCGGUUAUAGUAGAAAAUGGAACAAGUGAGUCUAAUGAAGAGGUUAAACAAGAUGUAAGUGUGCAGUCUAAUGAGAAAGAAAUAAAAGAUGUUGAUAAUAUGAACGAAGUUAAAGAAAAUGAAACCAAACAAUGUAAUCUGAAUGAUGGCUAUCUUGCAUUAGAUGUAGGCUUAGAAAGUAAACCAGUGCGCAUUGAUGACAGUGUCAUAUUAGAGCAAACAUCCAAGAAAGAUAUUCGUCAAAAAGUUUGGGAAUUUAUGGAAGAAAAUUCUCUAGUUAUAUUUCCAAAACCUUGCUUUAACCGUAUACCAAAUUUCAAAGGAUGUAAUAACGUUUCACUAUUAUUAGAAAAGUUGGAAGAAUUUAAAAAAGCAAAAACUGUGCAAGUCACUCCUGAUAAAGCUCAAGAAACAGCUCGUUUUCUGACACUAAAUUGGGGUAAGAGAUUAUUGGUUCCAUUGCUUCGUUUAAAGGAAGGACUCUUGCAAAAUGUGUCUUUGCCAUUUGCUGAACCAUCAGCAAAAAUGCUGAGGUCAGCUAGUACUCAAAAAGGACUUCGUAAAUGGGGAAAUAAAUUAAUAACUUUGGAUCAAAAUAAUGAUGUUCAUAUAGAUAUGAUUAUUCUGGGAUCUGUUGCUGUUGAUAAAAAAGGUCGCAGAAUUGGAAUUGGAAAUGGAUUUUGUGAUUUAGAAUUUGUCAUCUUAAGUUCUUUGAAUAUGGUGACUGAUAAUACUGUAGUAGUUACUAUUGUACAUGAUGUGCAGGUAUUUGACACACUUCCAACUGACAUUUUCAAGCCUUAUGAUGUACCUGUAGACAUAAUUAUUACAUCUAAUGAGAUUAUACGGGUGGAGAAUCGUCUUGAUCGUCCCAAGGACGUGUUUUGGAAUUACAUUUCUAAACGGAGGUUAUUGGAAAUGCCACCCUUGCAAUUAUUACGUACGAAACAAGAACAAAGCAACGAUUUUGAUUGUACUCUCAAAGAUGUGGACAGUGAACCUGAAGAAAUACCUCCUUCACCAAGAACCUAUAAAAAACCUAAAGGAUAUCGUCAAAAACGUUAUUCAACCCGAUCUGAAACCAAUGACUCAGUAUUUAAAGAUAAUGUAUCAAAACAUCAUCGGUCUUCUUCCAGGCAUUCAUCAGCACCUGUUUCUAAAAAUACUGACUCAAAGAUCAAACAUAAACGUGCUAAAUCUACUUCAAGCCAACAGCAUCGCAGUAGUUCAACUGAAAAACGUAAUAAUCAACAUGAUAAAAAAGAACUUCGUUCUUCUUCCAAAAAACCUAACAAACGUCGUACAAAAUCAGAAUCUGCUAAGACUGUAACAUCACCAGUAACAGUAACUGAGUCCAAAAGUUCUAAUGGUACACAAGCUGAUUCACCAUCCAUGGAUACUCCCAAAAAUAAACGUCGGCCUCGUCCAAAGCAGUCACGCAAACGUAUUAAUUCAGAUGAUAUUGAUAAGCAAUCCAUCAAUCAAUCUAAUAGUAAAUAUAACUCUCGUAGUAAUUCGCGGGCUACUAGACGUGAUUAUAUUGAUCGUGAAGAUCGUGAAAUGUCUGUUGGGCGUAAAGUUCAAAGAGAUUAUUUGCCUAGUCCAAAAAAAUAUUAUUCACAAAAUUAUCGUCAGAACAGCUAUUCUCAAGAACGGCCAUCUUAUCAUGGAAGCAUAAGGUCAAACAGCAGAACGCAUCAACAUGAUUCUAAUAGGUCAACCGUUAUGCAACAAAACAGAUAUUUAAAUGGUCCGACUGUUCGUCCUACUAGAUAUUUCAAUGGCCCUAUGGUACGCCACGAUAACUUUAAUGGACCAGAUUCACGUCAAAAUGGUGGAAUCAAUCAUCAUGGCAUUCGUCAUAACAGUUACUCCAACGAUCCAUUGUCUCGUCAAAAUAGUUUCUAUGACGGAGUCAUUUCUCGCCGUAAUAGCUAUUCUAAAGGUUCUGCACCUCGUCAGGAUAAUUACACCAGUUCUAGAGUUUUCCGUCCACCACAAUAUCGUAAUGGAAUGACAUCACAAUCUGAUGAGAGAGACUAUACACAAGAAUCAAGACCUCAUUUCAAUAACAACAACAACAACCAUAUUGGAUACUAUAACUCAAAUGUAAAACCAAAUUAUUCAAGAUCUUCUAGUGGUGAUGAAUUUGUACUUAAAGUUGGAAAUAUUGCAAAUAAUGUUCGAGUGCGUGAUUUAAAGGCUGCUUUAAUGGAACGUGGAGUUAAACCACUGCAUAUUACUUGGAGAGGCCCUAGAGGUUUUGCAUAUUUACGUUACAGUAAUUCUUCUGAUCUGGAUAAAGAUGACGUCAUGGGAUCAUUACAAAAUGUGCGUAUCAAGCCAAAUGGUAUUGAAACCUCUCAAACUCAGACACUUAUUGUUACUGAAUGCCAAUUUUCAUAAGUACAAUUUUGACUUUCCAUUGAUUAAUUUACUUUUAAAAAAAAAAAAAAAAACUAUUUCAUUCUUAUUUUAAAUCUUUAAACAAAUGAAAAUCUAUUUUGUAAAUGGUAUAACGAUAAUUUUAACUUCCAUUUUCUCUUUAUUUUAUUCUUUUUUUUUGUGCUUUAAUAUUUAUAUAUUUACUAGUUAAAAUUGUAUAGAAAGUUUUAUCAAAGCGUUUUUGAUGUUAACCUUUCCUU